AUGAAUGUUUCUCUCAAAGACAUAAUUCCAAACAAAAACCCAUCAUAAUUCAAUCUAAACAAAAUUCGGUUUAAAAUCUCAAAAAAAGUGGAAUCCUACUGUCAAUGCAAUCAAAGGAACUGUCUAAUUUGUGCUCGUAAACGUUCUUCUUCGAUGUUAAGCAUGAAAAACUCGAUUGUGUAUGAUGAGAAUUCUCCAGUUUCCAAAUGCACUGUUGAACAACCAAAACCAAUCCAGCCAUUCAAUCGAUCCAUCUCUAGACAACAAUCGAAUUACAUGGGGAGAGUCUCAGUCAAUGUCUCAGCUUCGACUAAUUCAACAAACAAUUAUGGCAGAACCAGGAAAACCUCAGUCGAAUCCUCCCCUCCCAAAGACAAUAGUAUGAUAUUGGCUAAUCCCCUAUUUAGUUAUUGGCAAGCACUCCUUCAAAUACCUUUACGUAAUUGGGAAAGGAGGCUUCGGAAAAGUAUGGAGAGUGGAAAUGAAAGCCAAUAAGCAGGAGUUCGCAUUGAAAGAAAUGAUUAAAGCAAAGUAUACCAAGCAUACAUUAAAUAAGGAUCAUAUCUAAACGAUCUGUUAAUUCAGUCAUGAAUGAGAAAUACCUUCUUGAGCAUCUCAAACAUCCUUUCCUUGUUAAUAUGCAUUACGCAUAUCAAGACAGAGAAAAUCUAUUCUUAGUUCUUGAUCUUCUAAGAGGAGGGGACCUUCGUUAUCACAUUGGUCGAUAAAAGAGAUUCACCGAAGAAUAAACAAGUAAAUAUUAACAUUUAUAAAAUCAGAGUUCUUUGUGUGUUGUAUCUUAUUGUCAUUGCAAUACUUGCAUCAAAAUGGAAUCAUCCACAGAGACAUCAAACCUGAGAAUUUGGUGUUCGAUAAGGAUGGCUACUUGAGAUUGACUGAUCUUGGAGUCGCACGAUUGAAUAAAGAUUCUUCAGCCAGCGAUACCUCAGGGACUCCUGGCUAUAUGGCUCCUGAAGUCAUGUGUAGAAUGGAUCAUUCAUUCCCAGUAGACUAUUAUGCUGUAGGAGUCAUAGCAUUCGAAUUACUUCUUGGCAAACGUCCAUAUAAUGGAAGAAACCGAUAAGAAAUUAGAGAAUAAAUAUUAGCUAAACAAGUUUAAAUGAGAGAUGAGAAAUGCUCAGCCAAAGUUUAAGACUUUAUAAACAGAGUAAGUAUUACCCUCAAAUUGUAGUUAUUGAUACGCAAACCUUAAUAAAGAUUAGGCGCUUAGGGAAUACAUGAGUUGUUUGAUCAUCCUUGGCUAAACAAUUACAAUUGGGGCAAAUUGUUAAACAAAGAGAUCCAAGCACCUUAUAUACCUGGAGUAUACAUAUAAUGAUGGUUUAGAGCAUAGAUGGCAAUUUUGAUUACCAAAGCCAGAUAUCUGCUGAUUCAGAACCUUAGGAGGAAGCCUCAACCUUGCUAAGAAGAAAGAGUGUUUAAUGUUUAUUUGAAGGAUAUAAAUAUUUUUGA
Paramecium octaurelia is the source of this 1473-nucleotide messenger RNA. The record is from the annotation of a GenBank genome assembly. Lineage: Eukaryota; Ciliophora; Oligohymenophorea; Peniculida; Parameciidae.